Mesorhabditis belari is the source of this 933-nucleotide messenger RNA. NCBI's taxonomy places the organism in Eukaryota, Metazoa, Nematoda, Chromadorea, Rhabditida, Rhabditidae. The record is from the annotation of a GenBank genome assembly.
AUGAGCAAUAACUUCGGUCGUAGCAGUGGCUUCCGCAAGUCCACGACGAGUUCGAUGCCCAAUCGUUUCCCAGCUCCAUCUGAGCAAAUGCCCAACACCGUUUUGCUUUCAUCAACUCCUACAGUGAAUGGUGGAGGAAAUGUGAGCACGUCGAUACCCAAUCGUUUCUCAGCUCCAUCUGAGCAAAUGCCCAACCCCGCUUUGCUUUCAUCAACUCUUACAGUGAAUGGUGGAGGAAAUGUGAGCACGUCGAUGUCGAAUCUGUCCGUGGCUAGCAAAUCUACGGAGGUGAAGUGCGUCGAUUGGCCAGAAAAUGUCGGGCGAGCAACACCCAUGAGGGGAGAACAAUUUGGGCUGGCUCGUGACAUGAAGGUAACUUUCAACAAUGCGAAGCUGUUGAAGCAAAUUGUGGAUCAAAAUGCAGAAAAGGCCAGCUCGCUCGUCAGAGAGCUGCCUUGCAGUCUUUUCCGGCCUCAAUCGCAGGCUGGACAUCAACCAACACAAGUGGCUAGUCAGCCACUUGCGAGCAACCGUUCUGCCGUUGGAGGUGGAUUUCAUGCGGAUCCGGACACUUCAUUCGUUCGUUCUGACAUUGCUGCGCGGCUUCGUCAAAAGCUUUCUUCUGAUAUUGCAACUGGAGCUACGGCCCCUGCCAACACUCAGCCACAUGUCGACUUGUUGGGAUUCAAGAAGCCGCGCGAUCCGGUUACAAUGACUCCUGAGCUUUCCGCUCUAGAACAGAUGAAAAAUGCCGGAUUGAAACCUGGGGUCAAUCCCAAUAAAGUUUUUUAUGAGAGGUCCGACUCAAGUAUUUCUCCAACAAGCACGGAAACGUCUCGACCAAAACGGAUCGAUACGAUUAGCUUGGAGCUGGCGAAGAUGCGACGCCUUCAAGAAAUUAUGAAAGCAAUUCAGAUCUCGUCAAGAAUACAA